Molecule: messenger RNA, 752 nt
Organism: Culicoides brevitarsis
Lineage: Eukaryota; Metazoa; Arthropoda; Insecta; Diptera; Ceratopogonidae
Product: GATA zinc finger domain-containing protein 1
Exons: 2
Coding region: 47-721 (224 amino acids)
Biological process (GO): chromatin organization
Cellular component (GO): nucleus
Source: RefSeq, a predicted model, not a curated record
CCUAAAAAUCCAAAUUUUCAUCAAAUUCAAUAAAAAUUUCCAAAAAAUGCCAUAUAAACAGCCCCCCAAAUGUGUUCAAUGCGAGAAAACCGAAUCGAUUCUUUGGCGCAACCUCGAGCUCGGCGUUUUUUGUCAGGAAUGCUUCGAAAAGAACGAAAGUCAGGAGAAAACGGAAAAAACUGAGCCGGAUAGCGAAGAAACCAAUACAAAAACGAAUCGAAAAGCCACCCGCAGUACUCGAGCUGGCAAAAGUAACAGUUCUGUGCCCAAAGGGAAGGGACGACGAUGCAUCUUCAAAAAGACUCCUUUCAAGACGCCAACCAUCACGGCAACAACUUACACGAGCGACACGAUAUUUUACAACAACAUGUACAUGCAAAAGGGCGACAUUGUGGCUUUAGUUGACUCCAAAGAUCAGACCUACUAUGCUCAAGUUCGGGGAUUUUUGACAGAUACGUAUUUGCAAAAAAGCGCUUUCCUCACAUGGCUCAUCCCAAGCAAGUUUAGUCCCGAUCCGAAUGAACAAUUUGAUCCGUGUACCUAUUUAAUUGGACCAGAAGAGGAUAUUCCGCGAAAAUUAUCGUCGAUGGAGUUUGUGAUGCAUGCUCCGAGUGAUUAUUACAUGACAAAAGACACGCCAUACCCGUCGGUGACACGAAAUAAAGGCAUUAGCAGUAAAGAACACACGAAUUACAUAUGGACCAAUUUGCCAACUGUUUAAAUUUUAGUUCGUAAAAAAUCUCAAUAAACUU